Molecule: messenger RNA, 585 nt
Organism: Durusdinium trenchii
Lineage: Eukaryota; Dinophyceae; Suessiales; Symbiodiniaceae
Source: the annotation of a GenBank genome assembly
AUGGCAGGCGCUUUGCGCUAUAUUCCUCCGGAGCAGUCCACGUAUCAGUGGGAUAUGGCGUCCCAGUCGCAGUGGGACAAGUCACAGAUGGUCGUUCCUGCGCAAUGCUACGGAAGCGGCGCAGGCGGCGCAGGCUUUGUGAUGGAUGGCAGUUUGAACCACGAAUUGAUCCCAUGGCUUUAUGAAGCAUCGCAUCGUGCAUUUGGUCCGGGCGGCACCGCCAAUGUGCGGUGCUUGCCAGACGCCUCGGGCUACUGUGCCUACGAGGUCAUUGUGCAGGGCGACGUAGCCCAAGCAGUCGAGCAAGGCCGAGACAGCUGCUUGAUCGAGUUGCUCGCACACUAUUUGUGGCCCCUCUUGAGCGAUCCGUAUGUGGACAUGCAGCGGGGCAGCGACACAGCCACCGGCGGAGCUCGAAUCACCCUCUGGCGGUCCAGUGAGGGCGAUGCAGCCGAUUCCCAAAGGUGCUGGCAAUUCGCGAGGCACAACACCUGCGCCCGCGGCGACGCUUGCCGCUGGACCCACGAGGUCCCGGAGACGUUUGGAAUCCUCAUCAAGGUCUCCUCCGUCCGGUAUGCGAAGUGA